AUGGCACCUCGCAAGAUCAUCCCCGUCGAUGCAGGCUGGCAGUUUGGCAGGACAGAUGUCGAGAAGCCUGAGUUCCGGCCAGUCUCUCAGUUUCCUACCAACGUCCAUCUUGAUCUCCUGCAUCACAAGCUCAUUCCUGACCCCUUUAUCGGAAAGAAUGAACUGGACGUGCAGUGGGUCGGAGAAGUGAGGGCAUGGCAGUACCGCACCUCAUUCAAGACGCCCAAGCUGGGCAGCCAAGAAAAGGCGGUUCUCGCAUUUGACGGCUUGGAUACCUUUGCCGAGGUGCUGCUCAACGACAAAAAGAUCCUCGAGACGGACAACAUGUUCAUACCCGAGCGUGUGGACGUCACUGCACUCCUCAACGAGGCGGACAAGGACAACCAGCUCGUCAUCACCUUUGACAGUGCGUAUCUGCGAGGAUGGGAGCGAGUAGAGCAGAUCCCCGAGCACAAAUGGGGAGUCUGGAAUGGAGACCACUCCAGACUGGCGGUUCGAAAAGCGCAGUAUCACUGGGGCUGGGACUGGGGCCCCACGCUGUUGACUUGCGGGCCCUGGAAGCCCAUCAACCUCGAGGUCUACGAAUCACGCCUGGCUGAUCUGUACGCAAAUGUCACUUUGGAUGAUACUCUGAAGAGCGCCAAGGUUGAGCUUCAUGCAGAGACGGAGGGAAAGGCGUCCAAGGUGCGGUUCGAGCUCUCGCUCGGCGAGACUGUUUUGAGUGAUACUGUGGAUGUGUCGAAAGGGGGUGCAGUGGCUACUUUGACAAUCAGCAACCCAGAGCUGUGGUAUCCGGCCAGAUAUGGAAAGCAGCCGUUGUACACGGCCAAAGCAACGCUGCUGGAUGGCAACGAAGAAGUCGAUGCUUUGUCAAAGAGGAUAGGCAUCCGAAAGGUAGAGCUUGUCCAGAAGCCCCUCGAGGACCAACCAGGAACAUCCUUCUUUUUCAAGGUGAACAAUAUUCCAAUCUUCUGCGGAGGCAGCUGCUGGAUUCCCGCCGACAACUUUACUCCCCGAAUCACCAAAGAAAAGUAUCAAAACUGGAUCAAGCUCAUGGUGGAAGGCAAUCAGUCCAUGAUACGCAUCUGGGGCGGUGGCGUCUAUGAGGAUGAGAACUUGCUGGACGCUUGCGACGAACAAGGAAUACUGGUCUGGGUUGACUUUCUCUUCGCUUGUGGCAACUACCCCUGCAACCCGGAGAUGUUGCAAUCUGUCGAAAGAGAAGCCCGAGCGAACGUCAAAAUCAUGCGCCACCACCCCAGCAUUGUCAUUUAUGCUGGAAACAACGAAGACUACCAGUUUCAGGAGAGCGAGGGGCUCACAUACGACGUGCAAGACAAAGAUCCUCAAAGCUGGCUCAAGUCGGACUUCCCCGCCCGCUACAUUUACGAGUACCUUCUCGUGCAGGUGUGUCAAGACCUCGUGCCGGCGACGUUCUACCACUAUGGAAGUCCUUGGGGUGGCAAGACAUCGUCGGAUCCCACUAUAGGAGACAUCCACCAGUGGAACGUAUGGCAUGGCUCUCAAGCAAGAUAUCAGGACUUCGACAAGCUGAUGGGAAGAUUUGUCUCCGAGUUUGGUCUGGAGGCUUUCCCAUCUGCUCGAACCAUUGAUGCUGCGCUGCCCAAAGGCAAAGACGACCCAGACCGGCACGCGCAGUCGGACAUUGUGGACUUUCACAACAAGGCCGACGGGCAUGAGCGCCGAAUUGCUCUGUAUCUCGCAGAGAACAUUCCGUAUGUUACGAGCCCUCUGGAGCAGUACAUCUACUCCACACAGUUGGUUCAGGCAGAGUGUCUGUCGUCUGCCUUCCGGCUCUGGCGCCGUCAAUGGAAAGGUCCUGGGCGAGAAUACUGCAGCGGAGCUCUGCUUUGGCAGCUGAAUGAUUGCUGGCCUGUGACAUCAUGGGCCAUCUGUGAUUACUAUCUGCGGCCGAAGCUCGCCUACUACACCGUCAAGAGGGAACUGCUUCCCAUAACGGUGGGAAUCAAGCGCACCGAGCACCGCCAUCCCAAGAGCAAGUACACGAGGGUCGAUGUUGAAGUCAGCACCAAGCUUGAGAUUUGGGCUUCCAAUUUUACACUGGACGAGGUCAAAACCAGCUGCGUCGUCAAGGCUUGGGAUGUGGAGACAGCGGAAGAAGUCUACAGUGAGACCAUCGCAGCGUCACAACAGCUGCCCGGCAACAGGACCACUGAGCUGAAGACCAUGGAGGUUCCAGUGAAGAUUCCCAAUGCUGGGCUUGAGGGCCGCACAGUUGUUGCUGCCUACUUGUACCAGGAUGGCAAGCUACUUGCUCGGUAUGUCGACUGGCCGCAGCCGCUGAAGCAUGUCCACUUUCAGCAGCCUCAGAGCUUGAAAGCGAAGCUCUCUGAAGAUGGCAGCUCAGUCACGCUCAGUUCGGAAGUGCCAGUGAAGGGAGUUGCUCUAGAGGUGGACGAUGAAGCCGUCAAUUUUGACGACAAUCUGGUUGAUCUCGUUCCCGGGGAAGAGGUUGUGAUUGGGGUAACAGGCGCUUCUAAGAGCACGACGAUGACCACGAGAUAUCUGGGAAUGCGCAGCUAG
Messenger RNA from Trichoderma citrinoviride, 2565 nucleotides. RefSeq names its product glycoside hydrolase family 2 protein. Gene Ontology annotation, biological process: carbohydrate metabolic process; glycoprotein catabolic process. The coding region runs from base 1 to 2565 and encodes 854 amino acids. NCBI's taxonomy places the organism in Eukaryota, Fungi, Ascomycota, Sordariomycetes, Hypocreales, Hypocreaceae. The record is from RefSeq and is a predicted model, not a curated record. The transcript has a single exon. Gene Ontology annotation, molecular function: beta-mannosidase activity.